Molecule: messenger RNA, 587 nt
Organism: Sorghum bicolor (sorghum)
Lineage: Eukaryota; Viridiplantae; Streptophyta; Magnoliopsida; Poales; Poaceae
Product: 60S ribosomal protein L38
Exons: 3
Coding region: 152-361 (69 amino acids)
Biological process (GO): protein-RNA complex assembly; translation
Cellular component (GO): ribosome; cytosolic large ribosomal subunit
Molecular function (GO): structural constituent of ribosome
Source: RefSeq, a predicted model, not a curated record
GCUCCCUGUCUAGGGUUUUAUCUGCGUGCCCUAUAUAAUAAUCUCCCCUCCCGCUCCGCCGCCGCCUCCUGCAUUCCUUCUUCCCGUUGGAUCCCAGCCGCCGCCGCGAGACGAAGAGCUGAGCUCGGCGACUCCCAGGUCUCGCGAGAAGAUGCCGAAGCAAAUCCACGAGAUCAAGGACUUCCUUCUCACCGCGAGGAGGAAGGAUGCCCGUUCAGUGAAGAUCAAGAGGAGCAAGGAUGUUGUCAAGUUCAAGGUUCGCUGCUCCAAGUACUUGUACACCCUCUGCGUCUUUGAUGCUGAGAAGGCAAACAAGUUGAAGCAAUCACUUCCCCCAGGUUUGAGCGUCCAGGAGGUUUGAUUGGAUACAUGACAAAGUCAAGAUGAACUACCAAAGCAUCUUUAUCAGUAGCAGAGCAUGUUAUUCUAUGUAAUUUUGGAACCUAAGCUAUUAGACCUGUCAGUGUUGGAUUUGUGGAUCUUGAAUUUUUGGAGAAAUGCCAAUUUACCUCGUUCAACGAUGCACCGUGAAGUUUGUUUCUGAUUUGACUGCACGUUAAUUCAGAUUUAUGUCUGUGCCCCUUCCA